This is a messenger RNA of Mytilus trossulus (common blue mussel), 1320 nucleotides long. Its product is annotated as myb-like protein X. The record is from RefSeq and is a predicted model, not a curated record. The coding region runs from base 335 to 1288 and encodes 317 amino acids. Lineage: Eukaryota; Metazoa; Mollusca; Bivalvia; Mytilida; Mytilidae. The transcript has 5 exons.
GUAAAAAUAGAACCCAUAUUUUUUUAUUCUUUUUGUUUUUUGCCGAUAGUUCUCUAUUCUGUUAACCCCAUUCGUAAUCUCUCAGCACUUUUUAUGGUUAUCUCAAUAAUUGCAUGACACCAUUACAAUUGGUCGUGUUUUCGCACGUUGUUCUUUACUGGUUCUAAAUAUUAUCGUCAAAUUCGUUUCGUUCACGAAAUCCUUAAAAUAAAGAAUCGGCACAUAUAUUUGAAAUAAAAUGGCGUGGAAAAAAUUGUUUGUCAACUCAGGAUAAAAGUGAUGGAUUAGGAACAUUAUUUUUAACAAUUAAUACGAUGGAAGGUCACCAUUUAAGAUGAAAUGCCAAAAGGAAUUAUGCGGAGCAGAGAUUCCAGCUGGAGUCAAAUUCUGUACAGAGUGUGGUACUGAAGUGCAGAUGACAGCUCCUGAUAUUAAGACAACACUAUGUCCAUCCUGUAAAAAUAUUGUAACGGAAGGAUUUAAAUACUGUUGCAGCUGUGGAGGGAGAAUUGACCCUGCUCUUUUUGUAGACAUAGUUUGCUCUGGUACUACUGAUAAUGGAGAAAAGUGCAACACAGUUUUGACUUCUGGUACCAGCUUCUGUCCUUCUUGUGGAAUAUCUCAUAAAUCUAAUAUCAGCAAUAAUUUAGCAGGAGAUGCAUCAUUAAAGUUAGGUUUACACAUUACUCAUCAGAAGGGACACACCUUUGAUGAAACUAAACCUCUUGUCAAGAAAGAACGUGACAGUUCAGAAUAUAGUAGAUCAGAUUUCUGGGAAGCUCUUACUAUCAAACAAGAGCUUCAUGAUGAUAAAACUGAACCAGAGCCUCAUGAUGAUAACAAUGAACAAGAGCCUCAUGAUGAUAAAACUGAACAAGUGUUAGAGCCUAAUGAUGAUAAAACUGAAUCAGUAAAAGAUAAUGUUGAAGAUCAAAAUCAUAAAGAGAAUAAAGAGAAUAAAUCUAAUAACAUGGAACAAGAAGAUACAGUUAUACUUAUAUCUGAUGAUAAAGAGAAUACAGAGAGGAACUAUAAUAAGAUGGAACAAGAAGAUACAGUUAUUCUUAUAUCUGAUUCUGAUUCAGCUGAAGAUGGAGAUCCCAAUAAUAAUGAAAUGACUGCAAAAACAUCUAAACGAAAAACUGAAGAGAAAGGUGGACUGAUAAAAAAGAUUAAGACAGAAAAAGACCAGAAUGAUGACAUUGCAAAGUCACAUGGGAUUGAAGUGGACCAAUAUGAUAUUCAAGAGUCUGGAACCGGUGAAGACCCUCCUUUAGAAAACACUUAAUAUAUGAAUCUUACAGCCAUAACAGAUAGUAC